Centruroides sculpturatus (bark scorpion) is the source of this 2025-nucleotide messenger RNA. RefSeq names its product insulinoma-associated protein 1a-like. Gene Ontology annotation, cellular component: transcription repressor complex; nucleus. Gene Ontology annotation, molecular function: DNA-binding transcription repressor activity, RNA polymerase II-specific; RNA polymerase II cis-regulatory region sequence-specific DNA binding. The record is from RefSeq and is a predicted model, not a curated record. The coding region runs from base 22 to 1026 and encodes 334 amino acids. Gene Ontology annotation, biological process: regulation of cell cycle process; negative regulation of transcription by RNA polymerase II; neuron differentiation. The transcript has a single exon. NCBI's taxonomy places the organism in Eukaryota, Metazoa, Arthropoda, Arachnida, Scorpiones, Buthidae.
ACGACCAACACACGGGACAAUAUGCCUAGAGGUUUCCUGGUUAAGCGAUACGUCAAGGGAUUCUGCCCUUCUUGGUGGGGGGAUGACAAAGAAGGCAACGCAGAAGCCAUCUAUCCACAUUCUCAAACAGUUUGCAGCCCUCUGGCUUAUCAAGAAGAGCCGUUAGAACUGACUAAAAAUGUUAAGGAGACCCCCGAAAUCGUGGCACCAACGGAAACGUCCAAGAAACGUUCCUCCAGCGGGGAGAGCAAGCCAAAAAAGUCGAGAGCCAACCGAAAGUUGACAUUCGACGACGACAAAAUCUCUCCGGUUUCCGGGACCUUCAUACGCGAUUCGGACAGCGAAGACGAUCUUCCCAUCUCUAUGAAGAGGGGUGACAUCGAUCCCAGCCUCAACGUGGUCAUCGUGACGGAGGAAGCACGAGCCGAGUUGGCAAAGAUCGAGAACAAAAUCGGCGAUUACGUUUGCCAACUGUGCAAGGACCACUUCGCCGAUGCUUUCGGUUUGGCGCAGCAUCGAUGCUCCAGGAUCGUCCACGUGGAGUACAGGUGCCCCGAAUGUGACAAGGUCUUCAACUGCCCGGCUAAUUUAGCAUCACACAGAAGGUGGCACAAACCGAGACCGUCGUCCACCGGACAGAACUGUAAAUCGCCACGCGACAAGGACAGUGAUUCGGAUAGCAUCUGCGAUUCUUCCUCGCCCGGUUUGAGCCCACCUUCCAAAAUUCAGAGAAUGGAAGAAGAACUGUACGACUGCGAUAGGUGCGGCAAGAAAUUCCGCAGGAAGGCCUAUCUUCUGAAGCACCUUCAGAGCCACGAAGUGGAUCCGCGACCGAAACACCCGCUGAUGCACCACCAUCUCCAGCAACCUAACUGUCUCAGCCAUUUCGCCAUGACCGAAUUUCUGACGUGUACCUACUGUUCCAGCAUAUUUACCAGUACCGCCGGACUCAUGCACCACGUGGCAAAGUUCCACUCCGCAGAUGGUCCUCAUCACUUGAUGCUAUCUUUGGCAGUAAGCGGCUGAAUCCGUCCCAAAUCUGGAUCCGUGGGGGAUGCUUCGUAAAACUAUAUAAAAAUAUACAUAAAUAUAUAUAUUAUAGGAUGCAAAAUUUCGGCUUCCUGCAGUAAGUGUCAUAUCAUUUUUCUCAGCUUUAUUAAGUUUUGUCUAUUUUUUUUUUUUAUGGCGCUUAAUGGUAUCUUGUACUGUACAGACGAAUCUAGUCCGAUCUAGUCUUGCACUAAUGAUCAAAUUUAACUGUCAGUUCGAACUGUGAUCGAUAUUUUUUUAAAAAAAAUACCUUCUCUAGUCUUCUAUAGUCGAAUCUAACACGGGGACCAACGUUUAAUAUAAUCAAAAAAAAGGUGAAUAUAUGAUAAAAGAUCUGUUAUUGUUGACGUGUCUAUGCAUCACACAGACGAUAUUUUUCUUAUUUUUUUUUUUAUCAGAUUCUAUAUAUUAAAGGAUAGAAAAAGUCUCUAGAAGGGGUCAUUCCCUAUUUAAAUUCAGGAAACUAAUACAUUCUUAGAGGCUCAAACUUUAAUUAAGACCGUCUCCUUGGUAUUUACGAACAUAGAUUAUAGUUUAAUUUAGGCAAAUAUGGUAGGAUAAAAAAGGGUCCAAACUUUCUUAAAAUUAGAAAUUCUAAUUAGGAAGAAGCUUAAAAUGAUUAAUUUUCUUGAGAUUUCCACGAAAAAGUAUUUUGUAAUACGUAAAAAACAAUUUAAAUUUCGUUAAACGUCAGAACAUUUUCAACAAUUUAACGUUUUUAGGUUAGGGUAGAAGGGUAGAAAAAUUCAUUAUAAGGAGGUUAAAACAGUUAUACAAUGCUUCAAAUUCUCCAAAAAUUCUAAGAAGCUCUAUAAGAAUGGUGUUAAAACCUUCUUAAUAAAGAAGAAUAACACUAAAAAACAUACGCAAUUAGUUUAGUAAACAGAAGAAUUAACACUUACAAAACGAAUUAUAUGUUUAUAUAUAUAUAAAAAGGCUUUAAAAUUAUUUUAAAAAUUAAUUGAGCCUCGUGAA